This is a messenger RNA of Hordeum vulgare subsp. vulgare (domesticated barley), 1094 nucleotides long. Its product is annotated as noroxomaritidine/norcraugsodine reductase-like. Gene Ontology annotation, molecular function: oxidoreductase activity. The record is from RefSeq and is a predicted model, not a curated record. The transcript has 5 exons. Bases 87 to 878 code for a protein of 263 amino acids. NCBI's taxonomy places the organism in Eukaryota, Viridiplantae, Streptophyta, Magnoliopsida, Poales, Poaceae.
AUUGACUUGAUGAAAAGCACACCUGGCCGUAAAGAUGGAGGGGAUAUGUUGUCACUCCACAACCACAAAGCAGAGACCAGAGAGAGAUGGCCGGCGGUAGCACGAGCAGGGACGAGAGGUGGAGCCUGGCCGGCGCGACGGCGCUCGUCACCGGCGGCAGCAAAGGGAUCGGCCACGCGAUCGUGGAGGAGCUGGCGGGGCACGGGGCGCGGGUGCACACGUGCGCCCGGAGCGCGGCGGAGCUGGAGGACUGCCGCCGCCGGUGGGAGGCCAAGGGGCUUCCGGUCACCGUCUCCGUCUGCGACGUCUCCCUGCGCGCCCACAGGGUGCAGCUGCUGGAGACGGCCAAGCAGGUCUUCGACGGCAAGCUCGACAUACUGGUGAACAACGCAGCGCAGGUUGUUGACAAGGCGAGCGUAGAGUGGACAUCGGAGGAGUACUCACACCUGAUGGCGGCCAACCAAGAGUCAUGCUUCCACCUCAGCCAGCUCGCGCAUCCCUUCCUCCUCAACGCCACCAUAGCCGGAGGAGCUAGUGUCGUUAACAUAUCCUCCAUUGCGGGCUCACUCGGCUUUCCGGGCCUCACGCUCUACAGUAUGGCAAAAGGAGGAAUCAACCAGCUUACAAGGAGCCUUGCUACAGAGUGGGCGCAGAACAAGAUCCGCGUGAACAGUGUGGCCCCGGGCGCGAUUAAGACUGACAUGCUAAACAGUCUAGGACCGGAGAUCAUAGAGAACUUGUUGGCCAGGACUCCGAUGCGGCGAGCUGGCGAGCCAGCCGAGGUGGCGGCUGUGGUGUCAUUUCUAUGCAUGCCGGCGGCGUCCUUCGUCACCGGCCAAGUCAUCACCGUCGAUGGUGGUCGGAGCAUUAGUGGUUAGUUAAUUAAGAGCACCUUACUAGUGAACUCUUGUGUGUUGAAUCCAAAGAGCAACAAGUCCGACGGUCCAAAGAAAUUUCGUUGCAGGCAGACAGGUCGAAAAGCAUAGUAUGUAACAGCGGGAGUCAAUUUUUGUACUAUAUCUUUUUUCGUAACACUGUAUAAGGCAACUUUUGUAUUGAAGUGAAAGAAAGGCUACCCGUAUAAUUAUUUGCUA